CUAAGGAAGUGACGUAGAGAUAACGCAACCAGAGACGGCAGUGCACGAGCCGGAAGCGGCGAGCGUUUGGCGCGGUUUGGAAGCUCAGUCGGUUUGGGAGAGCGGUGGUGACUUUCAAACGUUUGAAGUACCGGUCUCGAGCCUGCGGUCGCUGGCCAUUGAGCUCGCGCUAUGCAUCCCAAGCACUCGAAGAAAGUCGCCGUGUCUGACUCUGAAGAAAGCAGCUCUCCUACCAGACACAAAAAUGCAGAGUUUAUCUUAUUAUGUCAAAGCCUUAAGGUUGAAGAAAAUGUGAACGAGAGAGCUUGGAAGAUAUGGGAGUCGAUGCCAACACAUUUGGUUAAUGGUAUUGCACUAGAAAAUAGGAAGUAUUGGGGGAUUUGCAUUUUUAUCGCAGCAGUAGAUUUGAAUGCUGUUUCCUUCACUCUGACGGAAUUGCAGAAAACCUUGGAUCUGAACGUAACAGAGUUUUUGCAGCUACUGAAAAAAAUGGAUGUGAACUUGGACACUGUUAGCACUGAAGUAAAUUUAUUGGUGCUGAGACUGGUAAAGAAGCUCCAUGUCUUCACUGCUCUCUUUGAAAAAUUUAAGAGGAUAUGUGAAAAGAUAUUUGAAGAGACACCAUGUAACCAGGCACCAUCGGAUGCUAAUAAACCAGUGAUGAAAGUCUGUUGGAUCACAUUUCUUCUAGCAACAGGAAAGCUACUACAGAUGGAAGAUGACCUUGUGCUCUCUUUCCAAUUGUUGCUUUGUGUCCUGGAGUACUUUAUUAAGAUCUUGCCUGCUGAAUUGAUUAAGGAACCUUACAGAGCUGCUGCGAAUAGUAUAAUUUCCAGUGGUUUAUCAAGAGCUUCUAGACGGAGUCACAACAGAACAACACAAGCAAGCAAUUUAACUGAGGUGGACUCCAAAGUCUUGGAAAUUCUUUGUCAGGAAAAUGAAUGCAAUACAGAUGAAGUGAAAAACAUUUAUUUGAAAAGCUUUCUUCCUUUUCUGGACAAAAUUAAAAUAUCUUCCUGUACUGAAUUUCCUGAGCUUGAUACACUUUCAAGACAAUAUGAGGAGCUUUAUCAUCACAACAAAGAUUUCGAUGGAAGACUAUUUCUUGAGUGUGACAAAACUCUGCAGAUGGACCCAGAAGACAGAUGCGAAGAAAGAACUCCAAAGAUGCCUCAAACUGAAGAUGGUAAUACAGUACAUCCUCCGCAGACUCCUGUUAGGUACAAAUUGUUUUGUGUUCAUUCGCUUCUAGGUACCUUACAUUCCUCUGUUGAAUAUUAGGCGCAGCGUUGUUCUACUUUUUUUCAGAAUUGUACAAUAAACCCCACCACCAACAUUACUAAAAGAGUGGAGAAUUUGGGUCAAAAGUUUCAGGAGAAAUUUGCUCGGGCUGUGGGAGAAGGAUGGGCUGAGAUUGGAUCACAGAGAUAUAAUCUUGGUGUACGGUUGUACUAUAGAGUUAUGGAAUCCAUGUUGAAAUCGGAAGAAAAGCGUCUUUCUGUCCAAAAUUUUAGCAAGUUGUUGAAUGAUGCUACUUUUCAUGGAUCCCUUCUAACCUGUGCCGUGGAAGUUGUUAUGACCACAUAUGGUAUGACCUGGAAUGUUUCAUUGAAGAGCAGCAUUCAAACAGAAACUGACCUUUCCUUUCCCUGGAUCCUUCGCGUAUUCAACAUAAAGGCUUAUGAGUUUUAUAAAGUUAUCGAGAGCUUCAUUAAAGCAGAACCAAAUCUAACCCGAGAGAUGAUUAAGCACGUGGAAAGAUGUGAACACAGGAUCAUGGAGUCUAUUGCUUGGCAGUCGGACUCACCUUUGUUUGACAUACUCAAGCAACAAAAAGAACGGGAUGAUCAGCCAGAUCAGCUUGAACCCACCAGUACCCUCAAACAACCACUCCAGCACAGCCACACUGCUGCAGAUCUUUAUCUUUCUCCUGUGCGAUCACCAUGGAAGAAAGGAUCUGGUACAGCAAACACAGUUCCCACACAACAAACAAAAACUGAGACAUCAUCAUCUUGGCAAUCCCAGUCCCAACUUCAACAGAAGUCUCAGAAAUCUACCUCACUCUCUCUCUUCUACAAGAAAGUGUAUCGUCUGGCAUAUCUUCGACUGAACAUGCUAUGCAAUCAUCUUCAUCUACCGUCUGAACAUCCUCAGCUGGAAGCUAUUAUAUGGACGUUGUUUCAGCACACAUUAGCAAAUGAACAUGAACUUAUGAAAGACAGACAUUUAGACCAGAUAAUGAUGUGUUCCAUGUAUGCCAUUUGCAAGGUGAAGAACAUAGACCUUAGAUUCAAGACUAUUGUUACUGCCUAUAAGGACUUGCCAAAUACAAAUCAAGAGACCUUCAAACAUGUACUGAUUAAAGAAGGGCAGUAUGAUUCCAUCAUAGGCUUCUACAACCUGGUAUUCAUACAGAGGCUAAAAACCAAUAUUUUACAGUAUGUUUCAACCCGUCCGCCAACACUCUCCCCAAUACCUCAUGUUCCUCGAAGUUCAUUUGGUUUUCCAACCUCUCCACUACGUGUACCUGGUGGGAACAACAUUUAUGUCUCUCCACUGAAGAGUUCGUAUAAAACUGACGGAUUGCUGUCCCCCACAAAAAUGACCCCAAGAACACGAAUCUUGGUGUCUAUUGGUGAACCAUUUGGGACACCAGAAAAAUUCCAGAAAAUCAACCAGCUGGUCAGUUCCAGCGAUCGACACUUGAAGCGGGCUGGGGACACUGGAAGUGUGCCAAAGCCACUGAAAAGGCUUCGCUUUGAUAUGGAUGAACAGGAUGAGGCUGACGGCAGCAAACACUUGUCUGGGGAAUCCAAACUACUACAGCAGAAGAUUGCUGAAAUGACAUCCACAAGAAAUAAGAUACAAGAACAGAAAAUGAAGGAUGGGAGCAGCGACACAAAGAGGGAUGAAAACUGAUAUUUCUUACUUCAUGUGAUUCAGGAUGAUGUUCACACUGCAUCCGCGGCAGCAGAAUCUUCAUAGUUUUUGGUCUUGACUGAUUUUUUUCACCCUCCCACUCUCUGAUUUUGUUUUAGCCAAGGGAGUAUUUCCUUUAAGAAACUCCAGUUAGAAAUGUUCUUAAGUUAUUUUAGAGAAUUGUUUCUCUUAACAUGAUGCCUUAAGGGUCAUAUUUUCUUGUGUGUGUAUAAAGAGUAAUAAAAUGUAUAAGUAACAGAGCAGGACUGAUGAAAUAAACUACUAUUAUUUUACCACUGAGCAUUUCAAAAAUUAACAUGGGAAUAAUCUGAAUUUUGCAGAAAUGAACAUGGGUAUUCAUCAUACCAGACAUAGAAAAUUAUUUAUCUGGCCCUCUUUAGCCUACAAAUGUACUGAAUCACCAGACCAAAUUACCUGUUUCUUUCUUUGCCAUGUUAAUGCAGUAUAUAUUAUCUUGCUACUUUCUUGCUGCCCUGCAAUAUUUCCCUGAACACAACAUUUCAACCAACAUCUGUCUUUGAUUUGCAUAUUAAGGCAGAAUGUAAUUCUGAUAUCUGCUUGAGGACUUGUUCAAAGCGUCAUGUCCCUGCCAUGAUUUAAUCCAUGGAUGAGUUUUGUAAUGCAUGGCUACACCUUUUGCAUCUGUUGUAAACUUAGGUCUGACCUGUUUCAAAGUGAUCUUUACAUUUCCCAUGCGUAUUGUUAAUCAAGGCAACGUGUCUCAGUCAAUGAAAUGCAAUUCCAUCAACUUUCAUCAUGUUCUUUUUUUAAAAUAAAUUUAUUUGCACACUC
Messenger RNA from Leucoraja erinaceus (little skate), 3732 nucleotides. It is a transcript of the gene rb1, whose product is annotated as retinoblastoma 1. Gene Ontology annotation, cellular component: chromatin; nucleus; Rb-E2F complex. Gene Ontology annotation, molecular function: RNA polymerase II transcription regulatory region sequence-specific DNA binding. The transcript has 27 exons. NCBI's taxonomy places the organism in Eukaryota, Metazoa, Chordata, Chondrichthyes, Rajiformes, Rajidae. Gene Ontology annotation, biological process: neuron projection development; cell differentiation; regulation of transcription by RNA polymerase II. The record is from RefSeq and is a predicted model, not a curated record.